Molecule: messenger RNA, 7735 nt
Organism: Chelonoidis abingdonii (Abingdon island giant tortoise)
Lineage: Eukaryota; Metazoa; Chordata; Testudines; Testudinidae
Source: RefSeq, a predicted model, not a curated record
UCAUUGUUCCUCCCACCCCCUUUUUUUUUCUAGAUGGCAAGAUUUUUCAGGAAAAGGUCCAGUCGAUCAAGUACCUGAGAAAUUCCAGCAUUGGUGGAAAAUCAGUUGACAGUCCAUCUCUAACUACAAGUCCAGCUGGAUUUACUGCUUCGCCACUGGGAGGAAACAUUAUUUCCAAGAUUAGCAUACCACAGAUAAUACUCUCUCAGGCACUUCAAAGGCGUUGCAAAAGCCUACCAGCAUCUCCUACGUCCUCACCACAAGUGCAUCCAAAAAGGCUACCUGGGAACUUGGGUAGAAGUAUUGAUGACUUGCAGGAAGUUCGGGAGAGUGACUCUGUUGAUCCACAGGAAAAAAAUAUUUUUGUGGAAAGCUCUGAUCCAUUAAAAAGGAUACAGGAGGAAUUCUUUGUCAGCAGCUGUGAGUCUGCGAAAACAGUUUGUGACUCAGAAUUAACAUCUGCUGAAGCAUUGGUUGACAUUUCAAAAGAAGAACUAGAAUUAUCUGAGAACAAAGAGCUAAAUGCAGAACUGAAAAGUAAUGAGAAUGGUGCUGCAGUUGAAUCACUGUUGUGCCGUCCUGACAAUCUGAAGGGGCUGCCUUCAUUUCAGAAGAGUCAAAAUAAUUUUGCUGGCUUGGGUCUAGCAUUUUCUGCUCAGAGUGGAUCAUCCUCCGUUGCUUGCUGGCCAAGCCUUGCUGAUAGGAGUGCACUUCCUGAAGACUGGGAAAGUCUUACGUUCUCUUCAGUUAGUGAACAGACCUUUGAAAGAUCUGAAAGACCUGAUUAUAGAUCCACAGAAGAUUGCCUUGUGCUUGUAUGCUGUGGAUUGUAUGACCUCUUGCGUGGCGUUCUUUUAAUCCUGCCAGAUAUCAUGCUAGAAGAUGUGAUAGACAAACUUAUUCAGCCUGACACUCUUAUUGUUCUUGUGAACCAUCCAUCUCCUCUCAUACAAGAAGGAGUCAUUAAAUUGUUGGAUGCAUAUUUCAACAGAGCAACCAGGGAACAAAAGGAAAAAUUUUUAAAGAAUCGUGGCUUCUCCUUGUUAGCCAACCAGUUGUAUCUUCAUCAAGGAACUCAGGAACUUGUGGAGUGCUUUUUGGAAAUGCUCUUUGGUCGAUCUGUUGGUCUUGAUGAAGAAUUUGACAUGGAAGAUGUAAAAAAUGCUGGACUUUUUCAAAAAUGGUGUGUCAUUCCUGUUCUGGGACUUAUAGAGAAUUCUCUAUAUGACAACGUACUGCUGCAUAAUUCCUUCUGCCUUCUGCUACAAAUCAUGAAUUCUUGCUCUAAAAUGGCAGACAUGCUGCUUGAUAAUGGUUUGCUGUAUGUGCUGUGUAAUACUUUAGCAGCCCUUAAUGGUCUAGAAACAAACAUUCCUUUGAAUGACUACAAGCUACUUGUGUGUGAUAUACAACAAUUGCUAGUAGCAGUCACAAUUCAUGCCUGCAGUUCCUUAGGUUCUCAGUAUUUUCGUGUUAUUGAGGACCUUAUUGUACUACUGGGACAUCUUCAAAACAAUCAAAAUGAGAAGACACGAAACAUGGCAAUUGCCCUGCAAUUCAGAGUUCUUCAGGCAGCUAUUGAAUUAAUAAAAGCUACAGCAAACCAAGACUCUCAGGAUCUGGCUAACUCUUUACGUUUACCUGCUACCCAUCAUCAUGCAAUGUUUCAAAAACGUAAAAGCAUUGCUGAUUCCAGGAAAUUUUCUCUUGCUCAGUCUGACAAACUGGUGAUGAAAAUGCGUUUAGUAGCAAGUGAUGAACUUAACAUGAUGAUGCAGCGGAGAAUGAGCCAAGAGAAUCCUAUUCGAGCCACUGAGAAUGAGUUUAUACAAAGGUUACAGAGACUCACUGUUCUAGCAGUUAACAGGUUCAUUUAUCAAGAACCUACUGAAGAUUGUUUUGAUGUAUUGGGUACACCAGAGACCACAAUUCAGUGCAGACUUUCAACAUCCCAGCUGGAAGCCUCUGAAGAGGAGGACCAACGAGAAAUGCCUAGUAAUACAAAUUCUUUUCUGAAAGAAAUGUUCAAAAUGAUGAUUGAAGGAAUCAAAGUAUCUAUUGCUACAAGCAGAAUCAGCACCCCUAGGCAACAGUGGAGGAGAAUCCUCUGGUCCUGUAAGGAUACAUUCCGUAUGCAGCUUGGAAGACUCCUAGUGCAUAUUUUAUCUCCAGCACAACCAUUGCAAGAAAGAAAGAAAGCUUUGGAGAUUGUAUGUGAAACAAACCACCAGGAGAUUAUUCGAGAUUGUCUCAGCGUACCUCUGCAACAUGGACCUAAAUUAGCCCUCUAUCUGUAUGAGUUAAUGCAUGAUCAUAAGGAUGAAUUGACCAAAGAAGAACAAGUAUCAUCAGGAGUAUUUAUGAAUGCAUUAAAAUUUUGUGGCUAUAAAUGCAUUUCUCCCAGUGCUCCACCAAAACCAGACCUCCUUAAUGCCAUGAAAGAGGAUCAAAAGAAGUUUGAGGCAGAGGAAUGUGUGAACAAAACUGUUUGGGAAAAGACUGUGAUUAAUAAUCAGCAAAAUCUCUCUCAGCGUCUGGAUGCAAAGUCAAAAGAUAUUUCCAAAAUAGCUGCAGACAUUACCCAGGCGGUCUCUUUGUCGCAGGGAAUGGAAAGAAAGAAGGUGAUUCAGCACAUUAGAGGAAUGUAUAAAACAGAUUUAAGUGCCAGCAGGCAUUGGCAGGAACUUAUUCAGCAACUUACACAUGAUAGAGCACUCUGGUAUGAUCCUGUCUACUACCCAACAUCUUGGCAACUAGAUCCAACAGAAGGCCCAAACCGAGAGAGACGCCGUUUGCAGAGGUGCUAUUUAACUAUACCAAAUAAGUACCUGCUCCGAGAUAGGCAGAAACAGGAAGAAGUGAUCAAACCCCCUUUGUCUUACCUAUUUGAAGACAAAACACAUUCCUCUCACUCUUCCACUGUAAAAGACAAAGCAGCAAGUGAGAAUAUAAGAGUGAAUCGAAGAUGCAUCAAUGUAGCACCUUCUAGAGAGACAGCUGGUGAAUUGUUAUUGGGCAAAUACGGAAUGUAUUUCGUUGAAGACAAUGCUUCUGACACAAUAGAAAGUUCUAGUUUUCACGGAGAAACGGAACCAGCAUCAUUUUCUUGGACAUAUGAAGAAAUCAAGGAAGUUCAUAAGAGAUGGUGGCAAUUAAGAGACAAUGCUGUGGAAAUAUUUUUAACAAAUGGCAGAACUUUACUUUUAGCUUUUGACAACACAAAGGUCCGUGAUGAUGUGUACCACAACAUCUUAAUGAACAACCUGCCUAAUCUUUUGGAGUAUGGGAACAUUACUGCUUUGACCCACCUGUGGUACACAGGACAGAUUACCAACUUUGAAUACCUGACUCAUUUAAACAAACAUGCUGGGCGUUCCUUCAAUGAUCUUAUGCAGUAUCCAGUGUUUCCCUUUAUACUUUCUGACUACACCAGCGAAACAUUGGACCUAAAUGAUCCAUCUGUUUAUAGAAAUCUAGCCAAACCCAUAGCUGUACAGUCUAAAGAGAAGGAAGAUCGAUAUGUGGAUACUUACAAGUAUUUGGAAGAGGAGUACCGCAAAGGAGCUAGAGAGGAUGACCCAAUGCCUCCCGUGCAGCCUUAUCACUAUGGAUCUCAUUACUCCAACAGUGGAACUGUACUUCACUUUCUAGUUAGAAUGCCUCCUUUCACUAAAAUGUUCUUAGCUUAUCAAGAUCAAAGUUUUGACAUCCCAGACAGAACCUUUCAUUCUACCCACACAACUUGGCGCCUCUCCUCCUAUGAAUCUAUGACUGACGUGAAGGAGCUUAUCCCAGAAUUUUUCUAUCUUCCAGAGUUUUUAGUUAACAGAGAAGGUUUUGAUUUUGGACUGCGUCAAAAUGGUGAAAGAGUAAACCAUGUCAAUCUCCCCCCAUGGGCUCGUAAUGAUCCCCGUCUCUUCAUCCUGAUUCAUCGUCAGGCUUUAGAGUCUGACCAUGUCUCCCAGACAAUCUGUAACUGGAUUGAUUUAGUGUUUGGGUAUAAACAAAAGGGCAAGGCUUCGGUUCAAGCUAUCAAUGUCUUCCAUCCUGCUACCUACUUUGGGAUGGAUGUGUCUGCUGUUGAGGAUCCAGUUCAAAGAAGAGCCCUGGAAACAAUGAUAAAAACAUAUGGACAAACCCCUCGUCAAUUGUUCCACACAGCGCAUGUCAGCAGACCCGGGUCCAGGCUCAUAAUAGAAGGAGAACUUCCCGCUGCCAUGGGGUUAUUAGUGCAGUUUGCUUUCAGAGAAACCAGGGAGCACGCUAAAGAAAUAGUAUAUCCAAGUCCUUUGCCUUGGAUAAAAGGUUUAAAGUGGGGGGAAUAUGUAGGUUCCCCAAGUGCUCCAGAUCCAGUUGUUUGCUUCAGCCAGCCACAUGGAGAAAGGUUUGGCUCUCUGCAGGCUCUGCCAACUAGGGCCAUCUGUGGUUUGUCCCAAAAGUUCUGCCUUUUGAUGGUAUACAGUAAAGAGCAAGGUGUGAGAAGCAUGCACAGUACAGAUAUCCAGUGGUCAGCCAUUCUGAGUUGGGGAUAUGCUGAUAACAUUUUAAGACUAAAAAGCAAGCAAAGUGAACCUCCAAUAAAUUUUAUACAGAGUUCACAGUUGCAUCAGGUAACAAGUUGUGCUUGGGUACCAGACAGUUGCCAGCUUUUUACAGGUAGCAAAUCUGGUGUCAUCACAGCAUAUAUGAACAGAUUUUCUAGCAAUAUGCAUUCCGAGAUAGAAAUGGAAUCUCAAGUACAUCUAUAUGGUCACACAGCAGAGAUAACCAGCUUAUUUGUCUGCAAACCAUAUAGUAUAAUGAUAAGUGUAAGCAAGGAUGGAACCUGCAUCAUCUGGGAUUUGAAUAGGCUGUGCUAUGUCCAAAGUCUUGCUGGACACAAGAGUCCUGUGACAGCAGUCUCUGCUAGUGAAAUGACAGGUGAUAUUGCAACAGUUUGUGAUUCAGUUGGAGGGGGCAGUGAUCUGAGACUUUGGACAGUAAAUGGUGAUCUUGUAGGACAUGUUCACUGCAGGGAAAUCAUAUGCUCUGUUGCUUUCUCUAACCAGCCGGAAGGAGUGUCCAUCAAUGUUAUUGCAGGGGGGCUAGAAAAUGGGGUUGUAAGGCUGUGGAGUACUUGGGACUUGAAACCUGUGCGGGAAAUUACAUUUCCUAAAUCAAAUAAACCUAUUGUAAGCCUUACAUUUUCCUGUGAUGGUCAUCACUUGUACACAGCAAAUAGUGAAGGAACUGUUAUAGCUUGGUGUCGCAAGGACCAGCAGCGCUUGAAACUACCCAUGUUCUACUCAUUCCUUAGCAGCUAUGCAGCUGGCUGAUGACUCUUCAUGCUGUUAAAUCACCAUAUCUCUGAAGCACUUCAAAUCCAGAGUAGAUCAUAGAACCUCUGUUGUUUAAUUGGAUUUUGAAAUGUAUUGAAGUUCUUUAAAACAAGUGAGUUGAUGAAAGCAUACAUCAGUCUGAGGUUAUUGUAAAAUGUGUAUAUGCAUGCCCCAAAUUUUAGACCAUAUCAAGGUUACAAAGGAAGUUCUGGUUUUAUAUACUCUGAUACAAGCAACGUGGCACACACAUGCUCUAACCAACAAGCUGAAAUGCUGCAGUGUAAAAUGUAAUAGUAUUUUUUUAAAUAAUUUCUUGAACACAAGUAUUCCAAAUCUUGAAUCACUAGUGGUGACUUUUUCCCUUUUAUUCUUUGUGUUGUAAAGUACCAAUGGCAUUAAAAAUCUCUUAAAUAUUUAUAAGAAGAUUGACAAUGUGUGUAUCUGAUCAGUCAGUACAGUCCAAUUGGGUCUAGCAUUAGUACCCCCAAAAUUUAAACAUGGAGGAUUCCAAACUGCUUUUUUGGAGAAGCAAAUAGCUCAGUAGGUGCUUUGUGCACCAACCAUUUUAUGGUAUGUCAUAAUGCUAAAAACUGAACUUCUGUUAUUCCCUGAUAUUCCAUAGUUUUUUGCUAAUUGUCUUUUCAGCUCUCAUAGGACAAUAGUCCUAUAGCAGACAGAAACCAAUGUGUCUGUGUUUUAAUAACAACCAGACACCUCAUGGCAUCAUGAAGCAAUAGUUAAACAAGUUUUUUUCAUCUAACUGUAAAUUGCACAAAUGCAUAACACUAGUUAGUUGUUAUGAAUCUAAGAAUAUAUUUAGCAUACAUUUCAGAGUUCAAAAAUGCAAAGAAAACAGUGCAGAUAUCAUCUGCUCUCAUUUAGUGCCAUGUGCGAGUUAAAUACAUGUAAAAUGUUUGAAUAAGACCAUAACUGCUUGACUAAUCAGUGUUCAUCAUAUGUCAGAUCAUUCAGAAAAGUUUACACACACACAGUGCAAAUAUGAUACUUAUUCCUAGGUGCUAAUCUUUGAAAAAGGAACAUGCAUUCAGGUCAGGAGUUAAUACUUCACAAUCUCUCAACUGAAUUUGAAGGUGAAUUUUUGUAGCAUGCUCCACACAGGACUGACACACUCAAUAACUUAAAUAUUUGGAAAGCCAAUAUCAGCUGAGCAUAAUUACAUAUUCCUCCAUUAGGGGAAAAAAGUUACAACCCAGGAAUGCCACAGAAACCCAUUACGUAGUUUAAACCUAUUUUUUCCCUUAAAUCACUUACACAUUCCACUUCUACCAUAUAGAUUUUAAUGGCUAUAUUUUUACUCAUUGCAUGUAUUUAUCCUCUUGCAAAACACUGUACUAUAAGAUCUAUAAUUUGUCACCUGGUGAUAAAGACAAAAUAUGUAUAGAUACCGGCAAAUCAUAAUAUACACACAAUCUGUACAUUUGUUAUGAAAAUUCCAAGUGUACAUCUUUUAAUGUCUAGAUUUUCCAAAAACUUUAUAGGUUAAGUACAAGGAUCUUCCCACAGUUCAGAUUCUGAAAAUAGAUCUCUUGGACCAGUGAAGAAUAAGCAAAUGGCUGCAUACUGUAUGAAUUUAAAUAUUUUAAAUGCAUAUAUUGCAGGUACAUUUUACAAGCUGGCUUUAAUCAUGUUUUUCAUAUCCCAAAUACAAACGGAGAAGCUUUUUGGUUCAUGUUGAGGUGAUAUGCUUCAUUUAAAACUUUUUUGUUUUGGAAGCUUUUACUUGCUCCCCAAUUUAAAUAUGGGAUGUUGCUCAUGGAGUCUUACUUUUAAAAAGCAGCAUUCCAUUUGUUAUAAAUCUCAGAUAUGCAAAAUAGCUGUUCUUGUAAAAAGUGCAAUAUUAUAUUUUUAUGUAAAAUGAACUUUUGGGGCAGGGAAUAUUUAUUCAGCUUGAUAACGUUUUGGAAAUAUUAAAACACCUCAUGAUAGUGUAUGUGCAUGUCAGGCUGAAAAUUCCUGUAAAUAAUCACGUUGCACUGUCUUUGUAUACACUGCCACCUGUGGUGUUGGGUAAUAAAUCAUUCAUUUGAUACAAAUACAGAUAAAAGGCUGUUUAUGCAAUACCUAUAGCAGUUUUUUGGGUUUGGUCUAUCAACUCAUUUUUCAGUUAGCAUUCUGUUGUUCACUUCUCCAGUGCCAUUUGCGGCUGUUCCUGUACCUUAACUUUCUCUCUUUAAAAAGUAAAACGAAGAAAUUACAUUCACCACAGAAGCAGUUACAGGGCUAAAUUCUGCCCCCUCUUACAUCUAGGCAACCUCACACUAAAGGCAAUAGGGUUACCUGGAUGUGAAUGAGGGCAGAAUUUGGUCCCAUUAUUUGUUUUUGUAACCACUUUCCCUCCAAUUGCUCCUAAUCUAAUCACUUGCAGUUUUGUCUCAUUUAGAUUGUAAACUCCCCAA